This is a messenger RNA of Xiphias gladius (swordfish), 1751 nucleotides long. RefSeq names its product transmembrane p24 trafficking protein 4 (gene tmed4). The transcript is spliced from 5 exons. Gene Ontology annotation, cellular component: Golgi apparatus; endoplasmic reticulum; endoplasmic reticulum-Golgi intermediate compartment. Lineage: Eukaryota; Metazoa; Chordata; Actinopteri; Istiophoriformes; Xiphiidae. The record is from RefSeq and is a predicted model, not a curated record. Gene Ontology annotation, biological process: intracellular protein transport; Golgi organization; positive regulation of canonical NF-kappaB signal transduction. Bases 105 to 767 code for a protein of 220 amino acids.
AGCACUCAGGAAAUCCCCUUCCUACUUCCGCAGUGGGAAAUGACGUUAGCUGGCUGCAGCAUCAGAGCUUCCUUUGCUGAUGUGCGCAAAGUGCUAGAGCCUACAUGAUGCUCUCUACCCCUGCUGCUGGACUUCUUUUAAUAUUAGCUUGGAUAUAUCCAAGUUGCGCACUCUACUUCCACAUAGGAGAGACAGAGAAAAAAUGCUUCAUUGAGGAAAUUCCAGACGAGACCAUGGUUAUUGGAAAGUACAGGACUCAGCUAUGGGACAAACAGACCAGUUCCUUCCUCCCAGCCACCCCCGGCCUUGGGAUGCAUGUUGAGAUCAAGGAUCCAGAUACAAAGAUUAUCCUCUCUCGUCAAUAUGGGUCAGACGGACGGUUCACUUUCACCUCCCACACUCCUGGAGAACAUCAGAUCUGUCUGCACUCCAACUCCACCAAGAUGGCUCUUUUUGCAGGUGGAAAACUGAGAGUGCAUUUGGAUAUUCAAGUUGGAGAACACACCAACAACUACCCUGAAAUAGCAGCUAAGGACAAACUCACUGAGCUGCAGCUGCGAGUCCGACAGCUUCUGGACCAAGUUGAACAGAUCCAGAAGGAGCAAAACUACCAGAGGUAUCGUGAGGAGCGUUUUCGCAUGACGAGCGAAAGCACCAACCAGCGUGUACUCUGGUGGUCCAUAGCUCAAACACUCAUCCUCAUCCUCACUGGGAUUUGGCAGAUGAAGCACCUCAAAAGCUUCUUUGAGGCCAAGAAACUGGUGUAAUGUCUGUCUGAGCAACGGCAGCAUCAGGAGACGACCUAAACACAAGUAGACAGUCUUGACGGACCGGAACAGGGAGAAGCCCACCCACAGACCCACAGAAACAUCCAGGAGGAGACAUGUGGUCUUAAUAUCAGCGAUAAAUGGUACAAGCAGAUUCACAGAGGCAGUUAUCAAUCCUGGGCAAUGAGUUUUUUCUUGUAAAUGUUUUAUGCUAUUGUUAUUUUUCUGUUAGCAACAACGCUAUAGCUCACCGUUCCAAUUGCCUUUCUAGCUGUGUUUAUUAUGCUUUCUUGACAACACUGGACAUGCCAUUUUUCUACCUACCUGUGCAAGAAGAAGCAUAGACAACAUUACUGAGCAGAAGUUGUUUUCUAUGGUCCUACAGCAGUGAAUGACUGCAGCAGUAGAUGCGUAAUGAGACGGUCAAAGCUGUUACAAGUCAUAACCAAGCAAUUUAUCAACACCUGAUUUGAUAUAGGCCAUUUUGUUACAGUGUUAGGGGUGCACGUAGUUUUAUUUCCAGGUUUUGUAACUUCUGAACAUAAGCAUUCAGCUGUGUUCACCAAGUGGUCACACUUAUGCAAAUAUUAUACAGGCCUUGAUUCCCACAUUUUAUAACACUUUAUUUGAACCCCUGUAUUAAGCAUUUAUAAGCAGUAAUAAAUGGGUUAUAACAGCCUGUAAUAUAGUUGUAAGUAUCAUGGAGGACAAGUGUUUAUAACUGUUCACAAAUACAUCACUAGUCUCCCAUGAAUUAUUUGUAACUGGUGAAUAAACAGUUAAUUACUCUUUAAUAACACAAGUGUAACACAGCUCUGAUCAUACACGAUAACACACACCAACAAAUCCUUGGUGUGUUGUACAAUUUAUUAGCUGUUUAUGCAUGCGUAGAAAUCAUUCACAGGUGAGCUUAAAACCGUUUAUAAAUGACUCGUUGAGCUUGAGGGUUCACUCUUGACACCUGACAUAGUUUGACAAAAAAAA